Messenger RNA from Oikopleura dioica, 351 nucleotides. NCBI's taxonomy places the organism in Eukaryota, Metazoa, Chordata, Appendicularia, Copelata, Oikopleuridae. The record is from the annotation of a GenBank genome assembly.
AUGAAAUUGAAGCUUGAAACAAUCAAAUCUGCUAUAGAAAAGCUUCAGAAUUCGAAUUUAUCGACUGUGAAUGAGCUCAGGAAGGAAAUAGCUUCCCUUGAUGAAAGAAUACGAAAAAGAAAGGCAGAAAAAUCGGAGGAGCUCGAAACAGCGCAGAAAGAACUCGUCACCAAAACAAUGAUUCUUCAAAAACGAAACGAAAAUAUUCAAGAACAGAACAGAAGAAAAAUUGACGAGCAAAAACAGCUUCAAAAGAAGUUUCUCGAAGACAAAGAAGAAAUUCUUGCAAAAAUAAAUUCUCUCAAUCAAAAAGCAAGGAAUAGGGCUAAAGAACCUGUGUUUAAAAUCUGA